AUGGCCCCUGUAGGCACUCUCAGCUCCUCACUGCCAUUGAUCAUUCUCUUGGCUUCUCUUUCGGCACUUGCUACACCUUCACUAGGUGCUACACCUCUUCAUCGUGAAUCUAACGACGACAUGGAAGCACUCCUCUGCCUUAAGCACCACCUCUCAGUCUCAGACCCUACUGGGAUCCUACCUUCAUGGAAGAAUGAUUCGACGCAGUUCUGCAGUUGGUCCGGUGUUACAUGCAGCAAGAGACACUCAUCUCGUGUUGUUGCACUGGACCUUGAGUCACUCGACCUCCAUGGCCAAAUACCUCCUUGCAUUGGUAACCUCACUUUCCUCACAAGGAUCCACUUGCCAAAUAAUCAACUGCAUAGUCAGAUCCCAGCUGAACUUGGCCAAUUGAAUAGGCUGAGAUACCUUAACCUCAGCUCCAACAAUUUUAUUAGUGGCAGGAUCCCAGAGUCUCUAUCAUCAUGCUUUGGCUUGAAGGUCAUUGAUCUUUCAAGUAAUUCCCUCAGCGGAAGUAUCCCGGAAGGUUUGGGGAGCCUCAGCAACCUUUCUGUUUUACAUCUUUCUGGUAAUUAUCUGACGGGCAACAUUCCAAUUUCUCUUGGAAGCAGCUCUUCUCUUGUCUCUGUUAUUCUCAACAACAAUAGUCUCACAGGACCAAUACCAUUGCUACUAGCUAAUAGUUCAUCGCUUCAACUAUUGGGCUUAAGAAACAAUUAUCUUAGUGGAGAGCUUCCUCUGUCACUGUUUAACAGCACAUCACUUCAGAUGUUAGUGCUUGCAGAGAACAACUUUGUUGGAUCCAUACCUGUUCUCUCAAAUACUGACUCACCCUUACAGUAUCUUAUAUUGCAAUCAAAUGGUCUUACAGGUACAAUACCUUCCACUUUGGGGAAUUUUUCUUCCCUUCUCUGGCUCACACUUGAGGGUAACAGUUUUCAUGGUAGCAUCCCGAUGAGUAUAGGUACAAUAGCAAACCUGCAAGUUCUAGGCAUGACUAACAAUGUUUUGUCAGGGACUGUUCCAGACUCCAUUUACAACAUGUCAGCACUCACACACCUUGGCAUGGGUAUGAAUAAUCUCACUGGGGAAAUUCCAGCUAAUAUUGGGUAUAACCUUCCAAGAAUUGUAAAUUUGAUUGUGGCUCGAAACAAGUUCACUGGUCAAAUCCCUGUUUCGCUAGCCAACACCACCACUCUCCAGAUCAUUAAUCUCUGGGAUAAUGCAUUUCAUGGUAUUGUUCCUUUGUUUGGAUCCCUGCCAAACUUAAUCGAACUUGAUCUAACCAUGAACCACCUUGAAGCUGGGGACUGGUCUUUCUUGUCGUCAUUGACAAAUUGCAGGCAAUUGGUGAAUUUGUAUCUGGAUAGAAACACCCUCAAAGGAGUCUUGCCGAAAUCCAUAGGGAACCUGUCCAGUACAUUAGAGGUAUUGUUUUUAAGUGCAAAUGAAAUAUCUGGUACCAUUCCAAAUGAGAUAGAGCGCCUCAGAAGCCUCAAGGUUCUUUACAUGGGGAAGAACCUCCUUACUGGAAAUAUUCCUUACUCCCUAGGUCAUCUUCCAAACCUGUUCGCCCUAAGCUUAUCGCAGAACAAACUUUCUGGACAAAUUCCACUCUCCCUCGGUAACCUGAGUCAACUCAAUGAGCUCUCCUUACAAGAAAAUAACUUGAGUGGCCGGAUACCAGGCGCUUUAGGACAUUGCAAGAACUUAGACAAGCUGAACCUCUCUUAUAACAGCUUUGAUGGUAGCAUACCAAAGGAGGUAUUUACUCUUUCUUCGCUUUCUAAUGGCUUGGACUUGUCUCACAACCAACUCUCCGGACAAAUACCACUAGAGAUUGGCAGCUUCAUCAACCUUGGCCUGCUGAAUAUUUCUAAUAACAUGUUGACUGGGCAAAUACCCUCCACUCUAGGUCAGUGUGUUCAUUUGGAGUCCCUCCACAUGGAGGGGAACCUUCUUGAUGGGAGGAUCCCAGAAUCAUUCAUUGCUUUACGAGGCCUCAUUGAGAUGGACAUUUCUCAGAACAACUUCUACGGUGAAAUCCCGGAGUUCUUUGAAUCUUUUAGCUCUAUGAAGCUUCUCAAUUUGUCCUUCAACAACUUUGAGGGACCAGUACCAACAGGUGGGAUAUUUCAGGAUGCACGUGAUGUGUUCAUUCAAGGGAACAAGAACCUAUGUGCCAGUACCCCGUUGCUACAUCUGCCACUAUGCAAUACAGAUAUAUCUAAACGACAUAGACACACCUCCAAAAUUCUGAAGUUUGUAGGAUUUGCUUCUCUUUCGCUAGUCUUGCUAUUAUGCUUUGCAGUCCUUCUAAAGAAGAGAAAGAAAGUUCAACGAGUAGAUCAUCCAUCCAACAUAGAUUUGAAGAAUUUCAAAUAUGCUGAUCUAGUCAAAGCAACAAACGGUUUCUCAUCAGACAACUUGGUUGGCUCAGGAAAAUGUGGAUUAGUCUAUAAAGGAAGAUUUUGGAGUGAGGAGCAUACAGUUGCCAUCAAAGUAUUCAAACUUGAUCAACUUGGAGCACCAAACAGCUUCCUUGCUGAAUGUGAGGCCCUGAGGAAUACUAGACACCGUAAUCUCGUGAAGGUGAUUACUGCAUGCUCAACAAUUGAUUCAGCAGGACAUGAGUUCAAGGCUGUUAUUCUUGAAUACAUGUCUAAUGGCAGCCUCGAGAACUGGCUCUAUCCAAAACUGAACAAGUAUGGAAUUCAAAAACCAUUGAGUUUGGGCUCCAGAAUAGUAAUAGCAAUGGACAUAGCUUCUGCUUUGGAUUAUCUUCAUAAUCAUUGCGUUCCCGCUAUGGUCCAUUGUGAUUUGAAACCCAGCAAUGUACUUCUUGAUGAUGCCAUGGUUGCACAUCUUGGUGACUUUGGAUUGGCUAAGGUUCUUCACACUUUUAGCUAUUCAAGCAAUCAAAGUUCUACAAGCUUAAUUGGACCAAGAGGAUCAAUCGGAUACAUUGCACCAGAAUAUGGCUUCGGGAGCAAACUCUCAACAGAGGGCGAUGUCUACAGCUAUGGAAUUACCAUCUUAGAAAUGCUCACAGGGAAGCGUCCGACAGAUGAGAUGUUUUCUAAGGGUUUGACCCUUCACAAAUUUGUGGAAGAAGCAUUUCCUCAAAAGAUUCCUGAGAUUCUAGAUCCUUCUAUAAUUCCGGUUACAGAAGAUGGUGGUAAUCAUACAAUGGAUGAAAUAACAAGAACCAUCAUGGAUCUUAUUAAGAUUGGUAUCUCAUGCUCUGUAGAGACACCGAAAGACCGACCAACAAUGAAGGAUGUUUAUGCUAAAGUCAUCACAAUCAAAGAAACAUUUUCAGAGCUAUGCCACUGAGGAAAGGAACAAUUAUUUUUACUUUUGAAAUUAGGGAGCACUACGUUUUAUUUAACUUGUUUGAGGCAAAAGCUUAGCAACCAUUUGCAAUGUGAGUCUUGUCCUAUAUUUUGUUAUUCGUAUGUAACGUUCAAGAAGUUGAGACCUGAGAAGUCCGUUUGCUUGUUUAUUUUGUCUAACUGAUGGAAGCUCGGUGAUAGCAGACUGGUACUUUUAGACCCUGCUGAUCACGACAACAAACUUUAGUGAGAUUUCAGUGUUGAUCUAACUUGUCAAUGCUAUGUCCUGCUCAAAAGUCAUAUUCUACUUUGGUUAAUUUACUUUUGUUAAGUUUGUUUUUGAGUGGAUCAUGUACAUGUCUACUGUCACGGUCAUGCUGCUCGACAAGGUCUGGGAAAUGCGCUU
Messenger RNA from Sorghum bicolor (sorghum), 3741 nucleotides. Its product is annotated as putative receptor-like protein kinase At3g47110. NCBI's taxonomy places the organism in Eukaryota, Viridiplantae, Streptophyta, Magnoliopsida, Poales, Poaceae. The record is from RefSeq and is a predicted model, not a curated record. Gene Ontology annotation, biological process: protein phosphorylation. Bases 1 to 3336 code for a protein of 1111 amino acids. Gene Ontology annotation, molecular function: protein kinase activity; protein binding; ATP binding. The transcript is spliced from 2 exons. Gene Ontology annotation, cellular component: plasma membrane.